This is a messenger RNA of Coccinella septempunctata (seven-spotted ladybird), 1056 nucleotides long. RefSeq names its product zinc finger and BTB domain-containing protein 7C-like. The record is from RefSeq and is a predicted model, not a curated record. Gene Ontology annotation, biological process: regulation of transcription by RNA polymerase II. Bases 118 to 1026 code for a protein of 302 amino acids. Gene Ontology annotation, molecular function: protein binding. The transcript is spliced from 4 exons. NCBI's taxonomy places the organism in Eukaryota, Metazoa, Arthropoda, Insecta, Coleoptera, Coccinellidae. Gene Ontology annotation, cellular component: nucleus.
ACCCGGCGUAACGAAUUUUCUGGCACCUGUUACAAUUUUCCAGCCCGCUCAAAAAUAGAACAGCUGGACAAAACACGAUCGCCGAAAUUGAACCGUCUCAGUCUUGCGAUAUUUUUCAUGUGCAACCCGACCACACGUUGUCUCGACGGAUUUUCACGGGAAAAUCGCGGAAAAACGGGGGAAAUGUGCAACCAACAGUUCGUGCUCCGAUGGCACUAUCACCAAUCGACUAUAUUAGGGAACCUGCCGAUGCUCUUAGAGACGGACAUGUUAACAGACAUCACGAUAUCCGUGGACCAGGAGACGGUGAAGGCGCACAAGGUGGUUCUGGCGCUCUGCAGCACGUAUUUCUUCCAGUUGUUUCAGAAUAUGGAUAGCGUUCAGAACCCAGUUAUCGUCCUGCACAACGUAAGCGCCGAUGACAUAAGGGCAGUUCUCCAAUUCAUUUACAAGGGACAAUGUGUGGUUACUAGAGAGCAACUACCAAGCUUGCUCUCUGUGGCGAAACUACUCAAAAUCCAAGGUUUAUGUGAUAUGAAAGUACCUGAAAAUAGCAUAGAUAGUAGUUCGGAUAAAAACUCUACCGAUGAACCGGUGAAUCUAGAAGAAACUUUACCAACCGCCACAACUGAAAGAGAAGACACCCCAAAGCACGUAUCAAAAGUGGAAAUACUACCUACCGAACGAGAUUCUCCGACGCCGAAUUUGAAGAAAAAUUCUUUAACGACCAGUAGCUGCAGUACGCUUUGGGAGACUUCGAUUUUAGAUAAACUAUCACCCAAAAUACCUAGAAAAUCCAACAAGGACUUAUCAGAGAGUUGCAAAUGUUUUCUGUGUGGUAAAUACUUAAGCAACCAGUACAACUUGAGAGUACACAUUGAAACACACGAAGAGGCCUAUUACGCUUGCCAAUCAUGUCCCCACGUUUCGAGGAGUAGAGAUGCCUUGAGAAAACACGUUUCGUACAGACAUCCUCAAGAUUAUCACAGUAGAAAACGUAAAAAAAUGCAGCAUGAUACAUAUUGAAUCGAAUUAUGUAAUAAAUCAUUUUCUCUA